AAGAUGUCCAUGAUAGAGUGAGGUGGAAAAGGAUGAUUCGCUGUGGAGACCCCUGAUGGGAAAAGCCCAAAGAGAAAGAAGUUUUUGAGAAGAGCUGUGCCUUGCUUCUUUGUGUAGUUGUGUCUGCGAGAGUUUUGUAAUGAUUAUAUUCCCAUUAAAAAAAAAGAAAAAAGAAAAAACGCCUGGAUCAAUCUAUUAAAAAAAAGAAAACAAACAAAAACAUGACUGUAAUGUUUACAGACCUAACUGCACUUGGGGGCGCUGUACUGCGCAUGCGCGGCAGGAAGCACAGAAGAAGACCCGGAACCGGAAGCAGUUCAGGUUUAAGCGGCAGUUUUUCUCCUUUCAGUCUUCAGGAACCCGGUUCAGGGCAGAUCCAGAACCAGAGAACAUGGACUCGGACCAGAGGUUCCUGGAGUGGUUCGGACCCAGAAGCAAGGCGGAGAGGGCGUGGCUAAAGAACCUCUUCCUCUUCAUUGGUCGAUACCUGAGUCCGUGUUUCAGGGACCCCGCCCCCUCCAAUGCUGAAGAUUCGCUCACAGGUGUGGAGCAGCUCAGCAUCCGUGUGGUUCAGGAGAUCCAGCAGAGGUCCAGUGUGACUCACUGUCUACCUGUCAGCUACAGGAUUCUGUCCAUCUCUGAGCUGGUCUCCCAGCAGAAACUGGCCUGUGUCAGCAAUUUCUCCUGGACCACCAAUCAGCACAGAGCCUGGGCUAAGGAGGUGGAGCUUUCUUUGCCAGGACAGCGGGCGCUGCCGCGGGUCAACAUGCUGCUGAUUGGCUGUCUGACAGAUGGGCGGGGCGGAGAAUGGAGGCUGAUGGACAGCAGUGGGAGUGUCCGGUGUGAGGUCCUGUCUCCUUCUCCUCUGUGGCUGAACCGUCCUGUCCUCGUCCCUCACUGGAACUACAUCCCCCAUGAUGCCUCUGGGCAGGAUGUGGACAGACAACACCUAGAGCUCAACGGUUCUCCUGUCUUCUUGUGUCCUGAAGCUGAGCAUGGAUUGGCUACAGCAGUAGAUGGGGCGGAGCUUAAAGCAGUGGCUGUCAGUGAAGCUACAGUGUUCCUGCAGAACAGGGUCAGAGGUCAGCGCGUGUCCGUGCACGGCCAGCUGUGCUCCGUGUGCCCCCCGCUGGACGUGUCGGGAACCCCCUUCUUCUGUUUCACGCUGACGGACGGCGAGCGCUCACUUCCUGUUCUGGUUCAGGGUCCUGGCCGUCUGUGGUGGCGUGCAUGCAUGCGCACGGGCCGGAGCGUGUGCGUGACGGCACUGCGCACGUGUGUCCUGCGGGGCUGGAGAGGAAACAACAUCCUGUGCGUGACGGAGCAGUCACAGCUGCACACCGACUACACACCAAUACACACACACCAACAUACACACACACCAACACACCCACAUCAACACCCAAACACACCAACACAAACACACCAACACACACACCCUUCCUGA
Oryzias latipes (Japanese medaka) is the source of this 1447-nucleotide messenger RNA. The record is from RefSeq and is a predicted model, not a curated record. NCBI's taxonomy places the organism in Eukaryota, Metazoa, Chordata, Actinopteri, Beloniformes, Adrianichthyidae.